This is a messenger RNA of Cynoglossus semilaevis (tongue sole), 4168 nucleotides long. Its product is annotated as junctophilin-1-like. The transcript is spliced from 7 exons. NCBI's taxonomy places the organism in Eukaryota, Metazoa, Chordata, Actinopteri, Pleuronectiformes, Cynoglossidae. Bases 433 to 2490 code for a protein of 685 amino acids. The record is from RefSeq and is a predicted model, not a curated record. Gene Ontology annotation, cellular component: plasma membrane; junctional membrane complex; endoplasmic reticulum membrane.
CCAGUAUGACAUUUGAGGGGGAAAAAAUGCCACCUCCGUAAAAAGAUAAAACAAGAACGAUGUGCUGUUGUCGUUGUUGCUUCUCUAUUGUGCCACAAGGGAUCGCUGUUCCAUUUCUUCAUUAGUUCGGGGGUCCUGGGCUUCAAAGUUUAAGGUUUGUGGCAGUAGUUGACCUUUAUUUUGAAAGGCCAUGGAGGCAGUAGGCUGUCAGUCAGAGCUCACAUGUAACAGCUCCCCUCAGCUGCAGGAGUAAGAGAGCGGUCCUGCAGUCGGCAGUGGAACAACCGUGCUAGCCGCGGCGGCCGUCUCUCACCCGUCUGCGUCCCACCUCGGGUGAACCGAUGCGCCCAAACGCCGACACCAACCGCAACUUUCAACCCACACUCUGAUCUUCGAACUUCAGGCACAGCUGCCUUCACCCCGCGGUACUGAAUGACGGGCGGCCGCUUCGAUUUUGACGAUGGUGGAACUUACUGUGGAGGCUGGGAGGACGGCAAAGCCCACGGCCACGGCGUGUGCACGGGACCCAGGGGUCAGGGCGAGUAUGCCGGCUCCUGGUCAACCGGCUUCGAGGUGGUGGGCGUCUACACCUGGCCCAGCGGAAACAUCUACCAGGGCUACUGGACUCAAGGCAAACGCCACGGGCUCGGCGUGGAAACCAAAGGGAAGUGGAUUUACCGCGGAGAGUGGACUCACGGGUUCAAGGGUCGGUACGGGGUCCGGCAGAGCCUGAACACACCUGCCAGGUACGAGGGCACCUGGAGUAACGGGCUGCAGGAUGGCUACGGCGUGGAGACGUACGGGGACGGAGGAACCUAUCAGGGACAGUGGACUAGUGGGAUGCGUCAUGGUUACGGUGUUCGCCAAAGUGUUCCGUACGGCAUAGCCUCAGUUAUCCGCUCCCCUCUGCGCACCUCGCUCGCCUCUCUUCGCAGUGUGCAGAGUAACGGUACGGUACUGCGGGACAGCCUGUUCGACGGUCCGGCUGGCACACGUGGUGGCUUCGUCCUCAACUUCCACUCGGAUGCCGAGGGUUCGGAGAAAAAGAAGGGACUUUUCCGCCGCGGCUCUCUCUUCGGUAGCUUACAGCGACUACGCAAGUCGGACUCACGCUCGUCUAUUUCCAGUAAGCGCAGCUCGGCAAACAGUGACAGCAACGUCAGCCGCAUCAGUUCAAGUGAUGCCACCUCCACCAUUAGUUUUGGAGAUGGAGAGCUGGCUGAAGACUACUUGACUCAGGAGGACAACGUGGACGCCACCACCACUGAAUCCUACAUGGGAGAGUGGAAGAACGACAAGCGCAGUGGCUUCGGUGUCUCAGAACGAUCCAACGGCAUGAAGUACGAAGGUGAGUGGUUGAACAAUAAGCGCCACGGCUACGGCUGCACCCUCUUCCCCAAUGGCUCCAAGGAAGAAGGGAAGUACAAAAACAACGUACUGUCCAGAGGGCUGAGGAAGCAGCUGUUCCCGCUGAAGAACACAAAGACAAAACAGAAGGUGGACCGAGCCGUCGAGGGGGCGGUGAGAGCAGCGGCCAUUGCCAGAACCAAAGUGGAGAUCGCCAUCUCCAGAACCUCCCAUGCUCGAGCCAAAGCAGAGGCUGCAGACCAGGCUGCACACUCAGCCAGUCAGGAUUCAGACAUCGCCAGAGCGGUGGCCAGAGAACUUUCUCCAAGCUUCUAUCAGCCAGGACCUGACUACAUCCACCAGAAGUACAGUGAGCCCCUAGAGAAGAAGGAAAUCCCUCCAGAGGAGGAAAAGGAGAAGUCUCCGUCGAGAAGCCCUCACUUCUACCGCAAAGGAACGACUCCCAACCAGUCUCCCUCCCAGAGCCCCAACGCCAGCCCCACUCCGUCACCCGUGGCUGUAAAAAAGAGCUUUUUUCCCACUAAAACCCCAAACACCACCACCACUGCUGCAGCAAAGCCUGCUGGGAAGGAAAACAACCCCACAGUUAGUGACAACGUGACAACAGGAAUAACAAAGAUGGCAUCCAAACAGUCUCAGGAAACUCAGGAAAUGAAACAACGUGACGCUCCUGCCGUCACCAAACCAGCUGUCAACGCGGCAGCCAGCGUUCACCCCAGUAACGGGCAGAUUCACGCCCAGUACCACGGCUACUUUGUCAAGGCAGAGGUCAUGAGUCCACCUCCUGAUGACCUGCUGGGCAUCGAGGAGGACCUUCACCCAUCAUGCCUGGCACGGCUGCCGCCUCAGCCCAAACGGGCUGCGACCCCGGUACUAAAGUCCCUCCCAGCCCCAAGUCCUUCGCCAGUUCCUCCGAAAGAGAGCGCCAAAGUCCAGGAGCCCGCCAAGCUGAAACGACAGGAAACUAUCAAAUCAAAGAGCUUGGCCGAAACUAAGAAGGCCAGCAUGGACGUAGACACAGAAGUGGAGAACGAGGAGUCGGGUCCUAACUCCGUCUUUGUGGCUCUCGUCAUGCUUCUGAAUCUAGGUCUAGCCAUUCUUUUCGUCCAUUUCCUCACCUGACACAACUUACCUCAGAGGACUCGUCCACGUCGGUCAGCCGACCUGCCAACAAUCCACCAGUCGAAGGGGACUUUUAAAAAAGUGAUGCCAGUCAGAACAGCAGACAUGGGCUGAAAUGGAAACUAAAAAUAGACGAGUGGAGGUGAAAAGGGAGAAGGAGGAAUAGUUGAGCAAAACAACAUAGGGGAAAUAGAGAGAGGUGAGAAGCAGAGAUAGAGAAAGAUGAAACCUUCUCUGGCCUGCCCCCUCUCCUCCUGGACGUUCUGGAUGACUGCCUAUGGUGCUGGAGUCCCGGCUGGUGGAACUGGUGAUGAUUUGUGACUUCACUCCACAGAGUGCAUGGAAAACUGACACAAGUGGUCGCUGGUUGGAAAUGGGGCCUAGAGCCACAGCUUUGGAUUUUCAAUCAGGGUUUAGAAUUAAGAGGUCUGUCUGUCUGAAUGUGUGUGUGAGUGCGCGCGCGUGUGUAUGUGUGUUUAUGAGCAAGACAAGGCGUUAGCUUCACCUUGCCUGUACCACCUGACAUGUGAGCGUUUGCCUCUUUCGAGCUUCAUUUCCAUCCAGCUGUUAAACAUCUGUAGAAGUUUUGACAUAUUGCAAUAAAAAAAGUUUUGUGCCUGGUUGAUAUGUGUGGAUGACGCUUUGUUGCCUCAUUAUUUUCCAAAGACGCUGGGAAAACUGGGGUGCUGUUUUGGUCUUUCUCACUUCCAGGCAUUUGGGAAAAGUCCUGAAAGAAGUCCACACAGUGGAGGAGUGUGUUGAGCCUUACACUCAGAAAGUUGCUAGUUUGAUCCCCGGGGAUAACCCCCUCAUCUCCCCUCUGACCCACACACCCCCAGUUGAAAUACUAUUGAGAACUUGAUAACAUGUAUAUUUUUAUCUGUAUAAUCCACUGUAUGGGUUGCUGCCACCUAGUGACUGGAGGCUUGUUACCAUUUAUUCAAGCAUUAUAGCACUGGUACACAGUGUGCCAUAUUCCAUUGGAAGCCCCUCAAGCCCCCCCCCUUUACCUCACCACACCCCCCAAGGGGGGCCAGCCCCACUAAUUGAGAAGUACUGGGUUAAUUGUUCACUCUAAAUGUGCGUGAAAGGUUGUAUAUGUCCAGACAGAACAUGAUCCUUGGAUGAACUGUCAAGGAGUUGAGUAACUGUUUUCCUCUGCCCUCUGUGUCUCUGUGAACCAGCUUGAUGUUGAACACCUUCAUUUAAUGAUCUGUUCAAACCAAUGGCUCUUCUUUCCCUCAAUGUUUCAUUGUCGGUUCCCUGUCAUGGCAUGGUUUCUUUCAUAGAUGGCACCGUCUGUUGUGUGUUUUUUUUUUCUUCUAAAUUUCUAUGUGGACAGAUGUUAGAAAAUGUUGCAUGUGUGUAGGUGUAGACUAGACUUAAUACAGUAAGACACAUUUUCAACAGAGGCGCCCACUAGAGGUAACCACGGAUGACCACUGCCUCCCUCUGAGCAUCUGCCCCUUUCCUGUCCUCUGACCCACAUUAGAAAUAUAGCCCAUAUACCAGGUGUAUUCAUUAGACAGGACCACAGGACCACGGGCUGGAACCAAGUUUGGGACUGUUCUGGUGCUCCACCCUCAGGUUUUCAGUGUCCACACUGUUCUGGUGACACUGAUUUCUACACAGACAUCUUCCAUUUCCUGUAGUGUGUUCUAGGUGCCAAAAAAAAAAA